Gamsiella multidivaricata is the source of this 1927-nucleotide messenger RNA. RefSeq names its product AAA domain-containing protein. Gene Ontology annotation, molecular function: ATP binding; ATP hydrolysis activity. Lineage: Eukaryota; Fungi; Mortierellomycota; Mortierellomycetes; Mortierellales; Mortierellaceae. Gene Ontology annotation, biological process: proteolysis; protein catabolic process. Bases 304 to 1830 code for a protein of 508 amino acids. The record is from RefSeq and is a predicted model, not a curated record. The transcript has 7 exons. Gene Ontology annotation, cellular component: mitochondrial matrix.
CUUCAAGGCGCGCCCAUAGGUAGUAGAGUCUUCAGAACCCUUCCUUCUAUUGCAAAACUAUGCCUCCUUUGUAAGCGGCGGUCCUUCGUCAUCUGCGCUGUAGCGGGAAUGGGCGCUGACAAUUUGGUGGGACAGCACAGAUCGUCAUGGACAUAUUUUCUACGCUCGAAUAACAUCGAAUUCAUCCUUACCGACUCUGAUCCAUUCCUUUAUUCGCAAUCAAUCUCAUUCGCUUCCUAGCCCUCACUCCACAGCAAUUCGCAACUAUCCUCUAGGUGUUACGCUCGCAAUAUAUCACACAGAAUGAUCGCAGCUCGCAGAACGUACUAUCCAACAGCGUGGAUUGCGGGGGCCAAGUGCAUCAAGAGAACCCGUCCAAGCCUUCUGUCUUACGGUCAGGCAACGCACAUACCAAGUCUGCAUCAAGGCGCAACUGCAUCGCCUGUUCCCAGUCAAAGGAUCGUCAAUGACCGCUUCUUCAGCUGCUCGAUUCGCACCUUUUCAGAUGAACAGCCACCCAAAGAAACACCCUACCUUGCCUUGUCCAAUCUGAGAGCGACAUGCCUCAAAGUCAUUCCCCAGGACAAGGGUUACAGUACCAGCAUAUUCAGAGAUGAAGUAGUAGCCUUGUCGAGUUCACUUGGAAGCAAAACUGAAUCUACUGUGCCAUGCGAGGCAAAGAUUCUGUCGACAUACCAUCGCAAGGCAAAUGGGGCGGAAAAGAGCUCUCUCAAUAUUGUUGCAGCGACUACCACAUCCGACUUCACAGGCGGACCGCAGCCCCCGCUCUCUGACAUGCCGAUCCAAGCAUCUGGAACCUUUAGCGGAAGUAGUAAUGGAGACACAACUGGAACGCAAAAACUAAUCAGCAUGGACGCCGCAAUAGGAUGGAUAGGCACGGUCCCUAAUCCACGAACAAUCGUCAAGCAUUUGGACACAGUAUAUUAUACCGUGAGAGCCUCCUUGAAGGGUUUCGGCGGCGUCAAUCAAUCUAUAGAAGAUACUUUUGCAGGCCCACCAGCUACCACAUCACAGCAGACCGUCUUUGACAAGAGCAAUGUUCUAUUGCUGGGGCUGACUGGAUCCGGAAAAAUGCUCUUAGCCAGGACUCUCGCCAAAAUCUUGAAUGUUCCGUUUUCCAUGUCGGAUGCCACGCCAUUUACGCAGGCAGAAUAUGUGGGCGAAGAUGUGGAGACCGCGAUCCAUCGGCUGCUACAGAGUGCUGAUUAUGAUAUCAAGAGAGCAGAAUGUGGGAUCAUAUUUGUUGAUGAAAUCGACGAGAUCUCCAAAAGUCCAGACGCCAUGUCCAUGUCCAAGGAUGUCUCUGGUGAGGAAGUUCAGCAGGCACUCUUAAAUAUGCUUGAAGGAACUGCGGUGCACGCCACAGAGAAGAAUGGAUCGAGCCCCAGUGGAUCAAGCUCUAGCACUCGUAGAGGCGAAUUGCCUGGGAUGGGAGGGCUAAGUUCAGGCAGUGGUGGCGAUGGGCCCGGUGCCAAGGGCGAAGUUUACUCCAUUGACACCAGCAACAUUUUGUUUAUCCUAAGUGGCGCAUUUAUAGGAUUGGAGAAGAUUGUCAUGGAGUGGGUAUCGAAGGGCUCUAUUGGAUUCAAUGCCGUUGUUGCUGCGCCCACCUCAGAAUUAGGUACCACAAAGGGCGACAGCACGCAGAUCAGUCGACUGUUGAACCAAGUAGAUCCAGCAGACUUGAUUAAGUUUGGACUGAUCCCAGAAUUUAUUGGCCGGCUGCCUAUUGUCGCAUCGGUGAAUCAAUUGGACGAAGAAGCGCUGGUCAAGGUCUUGAUAGAGCCGCGCAACUCGCUUGUGAAGUAGUAUCAGGGUCUUUUCAGAUUGGGCUAUGUCAGAAUCCACUUUUCACGGCCAGCACUUCAUACCAUUGCCACGAUGGCUAUCGAGAAGCAGACUGGAG